AUGAAAAUUUAUGAAGAUAAAGUUGAGCAAUUCAAAUCCACAGUGUUAUCAACUGCAGCAGGAAUAAUAGAGUUGGAUAAAUACCUCGGAGAAACAUUAAUUGACCGUAAAGAUGAUCCGUUAAAAUGGUGGUAUGAACGAAAGCAUAUUUAUCCUCAUCUGUAUGAAUUUGUUAUGAAGCGCCUCUGUGUGACAGCAACUAGUGUUCCUUGCGAGAGGAUAUGUUCAGAAGCUGGACAAAUUAUUACGCAAAAAAGAAAUCGCUUGAACACAAAAAAAGCUUCACAGUUAAUAUUUUUACACAAUAAUCUUUCUUCUUAA
This is a messenger RNA of Macrosiphum euphorbiae (potato aphid), 321 nucleotides long. The record is from the annotation of a GenBank genome assembly. NCBI's taxonomy places the organism in Eukaryota, Metazoa, Arthropoda, Insecta, Hemiptera, Aphididae.